Molecule: messenger RNA, 3286 nt
Organism: Nematostella vectensis (starlet sea anemone)
Lineage: Eukaryota; Metazoa; Cnidaria; Anthozoa; Actiniaria; Edwardsiidae
Product: nucleolar MIF4G domain-containing protein 1
Exons: 19
Coding region: 38-2557 (839 amino acids)
Biological process (GO): ribosomal small subunit biogenesis
Cellular component (GO): nucleolus
Molecular function (GO): RNA binding; protein binding
Source: RefSeq, a predicted model, not a curated record
UACUAGAUCCAGUCUUGCGCGGUCAGGUUUGUGCAAGAUGGCGUCCAAAACUAACAACAGAAAACGCCAAUAUCAAACUAAUGAUGAUUAUUUUUGUAUCAGAGCAAAGGGACAAGUUUUAAAAGUACCAAAAGGAGAAAGUGACGAAUUCGAAGCUGGUAGCCAAGGAAAUUCGUCAAGAGUACCCCAAAAAAGAAAUAAGAAGAAAAUAUGUCGAAAAGACAAAAGAAAACAAGAGAGAGUUCAUAAAAAGGCGAAGAAGAAGGAGUUCUUUUCCAAGAAACUUGCUGUAAAACACGAUGAGACUCCUUUAUCAAAUCAAAACAACCCAGAGCAUGAAGCAUCUUGUGAAAAAGAUGUUCAAACAAAAAAGAAGAGGAAUAGAAAGAGAAAGCAAAAGCAUUUAAACCCAACUAAGAGAGACCAAGAAAUCCAACGAUUGAAGGAAGACAAUCUUAAAGAGGAAAAGGAGAUCAAGAAACUAGAAAAACUGUUGAUGAUCAAUAAAAAGAAAAAUGUUCCUGAACAGUUUAAAUCUGAUGGCCUGGACUAUCUCCUUGAGGUGUGUGAAGGAGGGGAGAAUUUGGAGAGUGAUUCAGAUGACUAUAAUGUCCUUAGGAAUAGGACUCCAUCCCGCCUAAAGGGAAAAAGUGUACUGAAAGAUCUAAGAACCACUGAUGAUGCAGGGAAACAAUCUGAUGAUGAGGCUUCCAAUGAGGAUGUUGUCUUAAGUGAUAACGAUUAUGAAGAUGAUGAUGGUUACGGCAACAGUGAAAAUGAUUAUGGUGACAAUGAAGAUGAUGAUGACGAUAACAUUGAUGAUGAUAGCAACUAUGAUGGCUUCAGUGAUGACAUUGGAAGUUUAAACAAUGAAGACGAAGCUGAUGUGGAUAACAAUGGUGAUAUUGAUAAUGUAGAUAAAGAUUUCUUUGAUAAUGAUAUCAGUAAUAAGAAUGACAGUGAUAAUGGAACCCAUAGAGACUCUACACUUCACCCAGUGUCUGGAAAUGAUUUGAAGAGUUCAGAAAAGUAUGUGCCACCCCAUUUGAGAAAUAAAGUAUCUGAAACAAACAAAGAACAUUUGAACAGGAUAAGAAAGCAACUGAAAGGACUCCUUAACAAACUGAGUGAGGGUAAUCUUCAAUUCAUCUGCACUGAAGUAGAGAACCUCUUUACAAAGAACAGCAGAAAUGAUAUGAAUGAACUCCUGACAGAUCUUAUCUCUGGCUCCUGUAUCACACCAUCUCUUAUGCCUUCCAAGCUACUGAUGGAGCACUGCUUAUUAAUAUCUAUCCUCAACUCCAAUAUUGGCAUGGAAGUCGGUGCCUUUUUCACCCAGAAGAUGGCUCAACUUUUUGAUAGUUUUCACAAAACACCAAGUGAUGGCAAAGAAAUUUUUAAUGUUGUGUCACUUUUCACACAUCUCUACAACUUCAAGGUGGUUGACUCUGGUCUUAUCUAUGAUAUCAUCCGUCAUCUUUCAAGAAGCUUCCUUGAAAGAGACAUUGAAAUGCUCCUGCUAAUCAUAAAAAAUUCCGGAGCCGACAUACGACGAGAUGACCCAGGCUCCCUAAAGGACAUUAUUUUACAAAUCCAGAGUAAAGCAGCAUCGAUAGACACCUCUAACCAGUCACGUGUGCGGUUCAUGUUGGAGAUCAUCUCAAAUCUACGCAACAACAACUUACGGAAGAUUCCAGGGUAUGACCCUGCGCCUGUGGACCAUCUGCGCAAACUGCAGCGUUCUAUCGUGCGGGAGUCAGGAACAAGCUCUCAGCUUAAAAUUACGCUUGAGGAUCUUUUACAAGCAAACACUAAAGGGCGCUGGUGGAUCGUGGGCUCAGCGUGGAGUGGACGACAUGAGAGUGGGACCACUGUUACGUCACAACAGUGGAGCUCCAAGUUGUUAGAGCUAGCACGUAAACAGCGCAUGAAUACUGACGUCCGAAAAAACGUGUUCUGCCUUAUGAUGACAAGUGAGGAUUACAUCGAUGCAUUUGAGAAACUUCUGAAGCUCAAUUUGAAAGAAGUGCAGUCUCGAGAGAUCAUCCAUGUUCUCCUUGAGUGCAGUUUACAGGAAAAAUCCUAUAACCCGUUCUACGCAUAUCUUGGACAAAAGUUCUGCGAAUACAACCGAAGUUACCAGAUAACCUUCCAGUACUCUCUUUGGGACAAGUUCAAGGUCAUCAACACUAUGACGUCACAGAGUGCUUUGAACUUGGCGCGGCUGCUCAGCCACCUGAUCUCUUCCAAAGGGCUUUCUCUCUCUAUUUUAAAGGCUGUGAAUUUUGUCGAGCUGGAUAAGCCGUCUAUCAGAUUCUUUAAGCAAUUCUUUACUCAUUUGCUGAAGGAUUACCCCGCAAAGGUGUCAAUAGGGCCGUUUGAUAGAAUCUCCUCCAUUCCCGAGCUGGAGCCUCUUAGACAAAGUUUACGGAUUUUUAUUCGCCAUUUUCUACGGAAGAAAAAGGCAACAGAAGGUAAACAUGAACAACAUGCGCUUGACUCAAGGAUAGAGGCCGCGUGUACCGCACUAAAGAGCUCAAGCGAUAUGAGGUUGUAGGUCAGUGGCAUGGAAGAGCUCAAGCGAUGUGAAGUUGUAGGUUAGUGGUACGGCAGAGCUCAAGCGAUAUGAGGUUAUGUAGGUCAGUGGCACGGAAGAACUCAAGCGAUGUGAAGUUGUAGGUUAGUGGCACGGAAGAACUCAAGCGAUAUGAGGUUGUAGGUUAGUGGCACGGAAGAGCUCAAGCGAUAUGCGAUUGUAGGCUGUGGCACGGAAAAGCUCAAGCGAUAUGAGGUUAUGUAGGCCAGUGGCACGGAAGAACUCAAGCGAUAUGAGGUUGUAGGUUAGUGGCACGGAAGAGCUCAAGCGAUAUGAGGUUAUGUAGGCCAGUGGCACGGAAGAACUCAAGCGAUAUGAGGUUGUAGGUUAGUGGCACGGAAGAGCUCAAGCGAUAUGAGGUUGUAGGUUAGUGGUACAGAAGAACUCAAGCGACGGGAGAUUGUAAGAAAGAAGGACUUGAGAGCUCAAGCGACAUUAAGUAAUGAGGUAGAUUUAAUUUACAUAUAAAUGAAUAGAGUGAAAGCACUAGAUGAAAAUCAGUCAUUAUUUUAUUAUUUCUUGAAAAAUAUCUUUUAAAAAAUACCAAAUACAUAAUUUGUCCAAAAAUAAAAAAUAAAUGUAUUUACAAAAAAUGUAAGGCAUGCCCAUUUGGCGCUUGGAGCUUGCCUUUUAUAUAGUAUUAGAAAGCCAGCCACCUCGAAAAUGUAAAAUAAAUUACAUUGGACCUAA